UACAAGUUAAAACCUCAUUAUCCCAAAACUAAGCAGCCAUCCCAGUCCAAAGCUUCCCCAGAUAUGAAAUUUGCUCAAGUUAUACUUUUCAUAUUGAUGGUGUCCUUAAAGCCAGCUAUCACCCCGGCAGCAGCAUACCCUUAUUUACGCAUAGCGAAGGAUGGCUGCAGUGAUACCUGCGGAAAUAUAAAGAUCCCGUACCCAUUUGGCAUGACAAAAGAUUGUUAUCUGAAGUCCAACUUUUCAGUCACUUGUAACCAUUCUUAUAAUCCUCCCAAAUUAUUUCUACAAGACUCACACGUUAACGUCACAAAAAUAUCCCUUGAAGGUCAAUUGAACAUUCUGAAGUUUGUAGCUCGCAAAUGUCCUGAUCAACCGGAAUCUGAUCAUGAACCCUCUUUCCGAUUUCCCGAAUUCACAAUCAAUAGUACCGUUAACAAAUUCACAGCAGUUGGCUGCGACACCUAUGGUUUUCUCCAAAGCUUCCACUCUGUCAAGGGGACUGCUGUAGAUCAAACUAUUGGGUGCAUCACCAUGUGUUUCAACCCGUCUGCCGUGGUUAAUGGUUCCUCGUCCGGCGGUGGAUGCUGCCAGACAUCAAUCCCGCAAGGAAUGACAAAUUUCGAGUUGAAAGCGGAAAGUUAUUACAGUCAUAGAUAUGUUAAAGAGUUCAGUCCUUGUAGCUUUGCCUUUGUUGUUGAAGAAGGUAAGUUCAACUUUACUUUCGACAACCUUACCAAUUUACGGGGGGUAGACAAACUUCCUAUGGUACUUGACUGGGGGAUUGGAGAUGAAAAUCAGACGUGUGAAACAGAAAGAAAGGACUCGACUACUUAUGCUUGUCAGCAAAAUACCUAUUGUGUAAAUGGAAAAGGUAAUUACAGGGGAUAUCGUUGUUUCUGCAACGAGGGUUAUGAAGGUAAUCCUUACUUGCCAAAUACUGGUUGCCAAGAUAUUGAUGAAUGUCAAAAAGAAGAGACCAAUAAUUGCAAAUUCAAAAAACUUUGCAAAAACGUCGAAGGAGGCUACAAUUGCUCUUGCCCGAUGGGGUACCUUCAGAAAGAUGAUGGAAAAGGGAGUGAAGGUUGCAUCCCUAAACCUAAGAAAAGUUAUCAAGCACUUGUGGCUGGUAUUCUUGAAGGUGUUGCUGUGGGCACUAUGGUUCUGCUAAUGGUCUGUUCUUGGUGCUUGUACGUGUCCAAGAAAAGAAAGAUGAUGUGGCUGAAGGAAAAAUUCUUUCGAGAAAAUGGAGGGCUACUCCUACAAAAGCGACUCAAUGGACAAGAAGAAUCCUCAAAUGCCCCAAGAAUUUUCAGUGGCAGAGAUCUUGAGAAGGCAACAAACAACUUCCAUGACGGUAACAUUAUUGGUCAAGGAGGUUUUGGGAUAGUCUACAAAGGUCGUCUAAUAGACAACAAAGAAGUUGCUAUCAAGAAGUCAAAAACAGUUGAUCCCAACCAAAUUGAGCAAUUCAUCAAUGAGGUUGUGAUUCUGUCACAAAUUAACCACAAAAAUGUGGUUAAGCUCUUUGGUUGUUGUCUCGAGACAGAGGUACCUUUACUCGUUUAUGAAUUUAUCAACAAUGACACUCUUUUUAACCAUUUACACAACAAGAAGCGGGCAUGUGGAAUUAGUUGGGACAUCCGACUGAAAAUAGGUGCAGAAACUGCAGAAGCCCUCUCAUAUUUGCACUCCGCUGCUUCACCUCCCAUCAUCCAUAGGGACAUAAAGACCACGAACAUACUUCUGGACGAGGAAUUUACAGCAAAAGUAUCCGAUUUCGGUGCUUCAAGAUUGGGCCUUCUUGAUCAAGAUCAACUAUCUACAGUGGUGCAAGGAACUCGAGGAUAUCUGGACCCUGAAUUCUUCCAAACAUUUCAGUUGACAGAGAAAAGUGAUGUUUAUAGCUUUGGAGUCGUUCUUGUGGAGCUACUAACAGGGAAAAAGCCCGUAUGCUUCAAUAGAUCAGAGGGUGAGAUAAGUUUAAGCAAUCAUUUCCUUUCUUCCAUGAAAGAAAACCGACUGUUUCAAAUUCUUGAAGAUUCUGUCGCGUCUGAUGAGAAUAUUGACCAAUUGAGACAAGUUGCUGUGCUUGCCGAACGAUGCCUAAAUGUAAAAGGCGCCGACAGGCCUUCCAUGAAAGAAGUAGCAAUGGAACUGGUAGGGUUGCGAAUCACAUUAAAGCAUACUUGGACUCAAGGUUCUCAAGCUUUAAACCAAGAAGAGAUUGAGCCCCUGAUUGAUCAUCAAGAACAAUCCAAUCCCUCCGGUGGCGGUGAUAUUAUCUUGACAACUACAUAUUAUAGCCUCCAAAAUCACGAAAUACAGCCAAUUGCCCAUGGGAGAUGAUCAUUUGAUUCUGCGGUCAUGGGAAGGACUGGAUUGCAUUUUUACCGUCAUCCUUACUUGUGUUUUUGAUAUUACUAGUGAUUAUGUUGUCACGAUAUGUUAACAUCUUUUUAACGCUAAAGUUCGCAAUUAUAUUUUGGGCAAAUUUCACUUUACCCCCA
Molecule: messenger RNA, 2510 nt
Organism: Coffea arabica (coffee)
Lineage: Eukaryota; Viridiplantae; Streptophyta; Magnoliopsida; Gentianales; Rubiaceae
Product: wall-associated receptor kinase 2
Biological process (GO): protein phosphorylation; cell surface receptor signaling pathway
Cellular component (GO): plasma membrane
Molecular function (GO): protein serine/threonine kinase activity; ATP binding; polysaccharide binding
Source: RefSeq, a predicted model, not a curated record